Molecule: messenger RNA, 1003 nt
Organism: Misgurnus anguillicaudatus (oriental weatherfish)
Lineage: Eukaryota; Metazoa; Chordata; Actinopteri; Cypriniformes; Cobitidae
Source: RefSeq, a predicted model, not a curated record
UAUUUCUGAAUAAAUAUACUAUGAUCCACAAAUAAAUAUAGAGAGUUUCAUAAAUAUUUUUUAAAUCCACAAAUGCACAAUAAGCGAACCAUAAAUAUAUGUUAGACAUUUCAUAAAAAGGAAGGAAAUUCACAAAUAAAUAAAAUGGGAUUUGCAAAUGAAUUUUUUUUUAUAAAUAUAUAUUUGUAUUUUAUUUGUAUGUGAAUGGCUUCCUGCGCAUUUGUGGAUUGCUUUCUGUGCAUUUGUGAAUCGCUGCACACAUUUGUGGAUCGCUUUCUGUGCAUUUGUGAAUUGCUGCACUCAUUUGUGGAUCGCGUUCUGUGCAUUUGUGGAUUUGAAACAUUUCUAACGUGCACAAGACGUGCACAAGAAUCCACAAAUAGGUGGACUCCGCCCACCGUCUACUCCAGCCAAUCAGACAACAAGCACACUGUGCUGACCAAUCGUGGCACGAUCUCCCUUCAACCAAUCAUAGAGUCUUUUCUAGAAACAUUGUGCAAAAGACCCAGACGGAGGAGGACUUUUAUUAUGACAGCGAGUAUCGCUCACUCAAAGCAAUGGUGGAAAAGCGCUAGUUUUGUACAAGUGUCUCGCUGUGUGAGGCAUGAAUCGUGUUGUUGUGGAGACAAUAGCACAAGAUUGUUACGCGGUGUGUUCAUGUGCGUCAUUAGAGAAACCACAUCUACACCUGCCUAUGAUCUGGCUAAGCUCUCAAAUAUAGCCAGGCACUCAUGCAUCUCCAUUCACAUGCCAUGCAACCAAGCUCAUAAAUACAGCUCUGGCCUAUCUCUCUUAAAGGAGCAUACCCUCAUCCUGUGCAGAGCUUCAUUAAAGGACUGCUACCAAUAUUCACCAUUACCUUCAUCAACGACUGCUCUGCUAUCCAAGUUGUGCCUCUCAUUCAGAGUUCUGUGCGGUGUGUGCUACCUCAUAAAUACUGAAUGCUGGCUCUCUCCUAUCUGAUGUAUGUUCUCUUGUGUGCCUAAUAAACAGCUCAAGUUGG